UGGAGAAUGAGCGCAGGAGGCCACGCCAGGAGAAGAGAACACCUUCCAAGGAGCUCCUGAUCCCACCUCCACCCUCGCACCCUUAGCUCACCUCCCACCCGGCUUCCCAAAAGUGCACUCCCUCCCUUCCCCUGGCCCUCUCAGCCUAUACCUGCACCAGUCACAACACGCCGGAGCCGGAGAGCCACCGAGUCACACUCACUGAGAGCUGAGAAACCCUGGAUUUCCCACGGGACGCAGCUGCAGUCGCACUGGCUGAGAAAGACUGAGGAGCCACGCUGAUCCACGGACCUGCAGGGAUGUCCAAAGCCUCCAGGCUGGCCCGGCCCCCCUCGGCAGGGGCCGGGUCCAAGCUUCCCUCCCCCAGGAAGGAAUGCCCUGGCAUGGCCGCUGCGGCCGGCCGAGUCAGGGUGCUGAGCGUCGGGGAGAAGCUAAUGAGGGCAGGUAGCGACGGAAUCCUGAACAGACACAAGUCUCUUAGGGUUGCUGUGCCACAAGACAAAGCACAGAGCGAGACUCUGACUGAGCGUCAGGCCCUCAACCAAAGUCCAGGUGAGAGGGGCGAGAAUAUGGGGAUGGUCCCUCCCAAGAGCAGGAUCAGCCCACCUAAAGCCUCAACUCAGCACCAAGGCUCUGUCCACAAACAAAACAAAAGUAACCUGAAGGUAACCUCCCCAGAGGAUGCCGAGCACGUAGGCCGCCGACAGGCAUCGCCAAAUGGGACGUCGCCUUCCAGAGGAGACGCCAAAGGCAAUCGAACUGUCCCGCGCAGGCACACGUUAGGGGGAGCUCGCAGCUCCCGGGAGAUCCUGGCUAUGCAGCCGCCAGAAAUGGACAAGAAGAGGGAGGCCUUCCUGGAGCAUCUGAAGCAGAAAUACCCCCAUCAUGCCUCAGCGAUCAUGGGCCACCAGGAAAGGCUGCGGGAGCAGAGCAGAAGCCCAAAGCACGGCGGCAGCCCCCAGCCCGGUGUCGGCGACCAGGUUGACCACCUCUCCUUGGCCUCCCUGGAGUCACUGGACGCCAUGUCGGAGGCCGAUGCACCCACGGCCUUCACCCGCGGCAGCAGAGUUCGCGCCAGCCUGCCCGUGGUGCGAUCGACCAACCAGACAAAGGACCGCUCGCUAGGUGUGCUGUACCUGCAGUACGGGGACGAGACCAAACAGUUCCGCAUGCCCAAUGAGAUCACCACCAUCGACACGGUCAGAGCCCUGUUCGUCAGUGCCUUCCCGCAGCAGCUCAACAUGAAGAUGCUGGAAUCGCCCAGCGUCGCCGUCUACGUCAAAGACGACAUGAGGAAUAUGUACUACGAGCUCACCGAUGUCAGGAACAUCACAGACCACUCCUGUCUGAAGGUCUACCACAAAGACCCAGCCCAGGCAUUCAGCCACGGGCCAAGACCCGCCAACGGCGACGCCAGGAUGCACAGUGAUGGACAGCACCAUCUCAGACAGCCCCCCAUGGGUCCCCCAACACACCAUCCAAUGCAGGGAGCACUCCCCCAGAGUCCCCACUCCAUGCCCCCAUCCCCCUCCCGAAUCCCAUUUGGUCCUCGGCAGGUCUCCAUACCUGGCAGUGCCACUAUCCCAAGGGAGCGAAUGUCUACUGCCAACACCCCAACACGCUCCAUCUCGCCCUGUCCCAGUGCCAUCCUGGAGAGACGGGACGUCAAACCAGAUGAGGACAUGGGGGGGAAGAGCCACAGUCUAGCCAGGGGAAAUGAGGGGCUAUAUGCAGAUCCAUACCUGCUCCAGGAGGGUCGAAUGAGCAUGGCCACUGCCCAUGGACCACACCCCAACCCGGGGCUUGAUGGUCCAGAACAUGGAAUGGGGGGAUUUCACCGUGCCUCCAUUCGCUCCACAGGCUCUUACAGCGGGCCCAGCCCCACAGACACUAUGGACCACCCCUCUGUGUACAGGCAGAAGUCCAGAAACAGCCAGCUGCCUACUUUGGGCUCCAAGACUCCUCCCCCAUCCCCUCACCGAAUGGCUGAGGUACGGAUGAUUGACAUCCAUGGCGGACCUCCUCAUGGCAUUCCACCACAUGGCGUUCCACCUCAUGGUGUUCCACCUCAUGGAGUUCCCAUGGAGAGAAGCUCACCAGUGCGCCAGUCCUUCAGGAAGGAAGAAGUGACAGGGACCAAGACCCGGGUCAACAUGGGAUCACCUGUGGUGACAGACCUCCCAGGUCAUCCUCAGGGGCCCAUUCCACCUGCCGGUGACCAUCACACACGAGUGCGAAUGAAGGCUAUGGAGCAACAGAUUGCCAGCUUGACUGGUCUUGUUCAGCAUGCACUUUUAAAGGGGCCAAACACUAGUGGCAACAAGGAGCCUCUAAGUGAGAGACCACCGAAGACAUCAUCUCCAGUCCACAGUGCACAUAGCUCAGGUGGUUCCCCGGUCUUGGCUCCCAAAAGCAAUGCAGCCCUGUCAGAUAAGGGCUCAGCUCCUCUCAAAGUCAACGUGCUGCAGUUCAGGAAGAAUGUUUCUGACCUCAGGGUGCAACUCCAUCAGAUGAGACAGCUGCAGCUCCAGAACCAGGAGGCAUUGCGGGUUCAGCUGAAGCGGGCGGAGCAGGAAAUCAGCGUUAAACUGGCAGAGGCCAUGCGGCAUCUAGAGGACCCAGUCCAGAGGCAGAGAGCGCUGGUAGAAGAGGACAGGCACAAGUACUUGGGACUUGAGGAGCAUGUCCUUACACAACUCGGUGAUCUGGAGCAGUAUGUCGGCACCCUGCAGAAGGACUCACACAGAGUCGUGACCCUGAAGGAUGUGGAAGACGGAGCGGUGACUCUGAGGAAGGUGGGAGAAUCUCUGGCAGGGCUCAAAGGAGAGUUCCCGGCCCUGCAAACCAGGAUGCGUGCUGUGCUCAGGGUGGAGGUCGAGGCCGUCAAGUUUUUGAAGGAGGAGCCUCAUAAACUGGACAGCAUGCUGAAAAGAGUCAAGAGCCUGACCGACACACUCAGCGGUCUGAAAAGACAUGCUACUGAGGGCUCCCAGAAGGCACCUGAUCCUUCUGCCAAUAUCCCAGUGGACACGAGCCCUCCAGCAGCUGUGUCAGAGGCUCUUGCAGAAGCUCCCCCAGUGCCAGUUCAGCCGAGCUCCACCUCAGCCCCACUGGAACGCCAGAACUCCACCAUCAGAUCAGAGGUGAUGCCAUCCUCCCCGGUGGUCAUUCAUCAUGUGCAGAGCUCCCGAGUCCAGAUGCAGCAGUCCCAGCAGUCUGCAGCCUUGACAGCUCAGCCCAGUCCCCCGCUCACCCCCAGCCCCACUCAGGUUCCCAGUCCCAACCCGAGCAAGAGCCAAGGCAGGGAAUCUCCCAAGGCUGCCUCCUUGGAUCCACCAAGUCCCGUUCGUCACAAAAAGACCCACGAGAACCCAGUGAAUAAUGGCAACCAGGAUCUUGUCAUAGAGGAGUUGCAGAGCAGUAAAGAAAAGAGCAAGAGCAGAGCUAUGUCCAUAGAGGCAGCUGAGAAAGAGUGGGCAGAGAGGAGGCAGAACAUGGGUCAUUACAAUGGAAAAGAGUUUGAGAAGAUCCUCCAAGAAGCCCAAGCCAACAUGAUGAAGGGCAUUCCCAGUCUCGGGGCAGAUGAGAACCCAGCACUGCCGCCUGCUGCCAGUGGAGAACAAGCCGACACCCACAUUCCUGAGGAGACACAUUCAGAGCCCCGGUCUGAGCCAGACUCUGACAAAUCAGCCAAAAAGGAGCCUGAGAAACUUCCAAAGCCUUUGAUGGAGAAACCAGCCAAGCCGGCACUGGAGAGACCCUCCAAGACUGCCACCAAGCCCACGCCCACUGACAGUUUCACCAGGCAAGGGUCCGAGAAGUCCAGCAAGUCCCCACCACCACCUCCUCCGAGGAAGACCUUCCCCAGCUCGAGCUCAGGCAUGACCACCACACGCUCUGGUGAGGUGGUCUACACCAGCAGGAAAGAGUCCGUCUCCCCUCAGGAGGGUGAAGAAGAGGGCCCACCUCCCACACCACAACCCAAGCCCACCAAGGUUCCACCAGAGACCAAGCCAAAGCCCGCUACCCCUCCCCCUGUUACUACUUCUGCCUCCAGAGAAGAGGAGGAUGAAGGAGACAGGAUCAUGGCAGAGCUCCAGGUUUUCCAGAAGUGCACAGUUAAGGAUGUAGGGGUGAAAAAUUCGGUAGAGCCGCAAAUCAGAGAAUUAAGACCAGGGGCCUUGUUGCCCCUCAAAGAGAAAAAGCAGAGCUCAGAGCCCAGUCGAGAGGAUAAAGUUCCAGACACAGAUGAAAACGGAAAUACUACUGUGCGACAGACCCAAGGGGUCAUAUACUAUGUGACUGGCCAGAUUCCAAAAGAUCAUCCACCCCUGUCAGGAACAGAGGAGACCCCCGAACACCAAGAGCCCACGCAGCCUCCAACACAGGUGUCAAAUGUCAAUGUUAAUGACAAUUCUCCAAGCCAGGAACAGCAGCAGCAGCAGCAGCAGCAGCAGCAGCAGCCACAGUCUCCACCACCCAAAUCUCCCCCACCUUUAACACCUCCACCUAUAUCUCCUAAGCCUGUGGGACUCAAUGGAUUUAAACUGCCAAAGAAGUCAGUUAAACGCUCUGAAUCCUUGAAGACCAGGUUAGAAAUGGAAAAGGGAAAGAUGCUCAACAAAAUGAACACUGAAAAGAAAAGUAAAAUCAACCAGGAGCAUGUGUAUUCCAGUAAGAAUAUAAUACCUGACCCUAUGGAAACAACGACAACCAGCACCGUAAGGCAGACAGCUAAAAUUUCUGUUGCCCCAAAUAAAAAGGCUCAGAGUGAGGGCAGUGAUCCACCUAAAGCACACUUUGAGGAUGAUGGCGAGGGGGCAGGUCUUAGUCCUGAUCUACCUGGAGAAGAGGCACCUCCACCCCCUGACAACAUAGCAUUUAUGAUCACUAACACCAAGGUUCAGGCCCUGUCUUGUGGAGAGUACCAAGAACUGGUCAAUGCCAAGAAGGGAGGUGUCAAGACAGAUACUGUAGGUGGUGCCACCACAGACGGUCCCACUGUGCCACAGGAUAACGGCUUCAACAAGAGGCCCGUCAUCAUCAUUUUUGAUGAGCCCUUAGACAUCCGUUCAGCUUACAAACGUCUGUCCACCAUAUUUGAAAGUGAGGAGGAACUGGACAGGAUGCUGGCACAAGAGCGCAUUGACGAGGAGAGCGAGGAGUCAGACACCGAGAGGAGUGGUUGGCUGCAGCUAAAAGCUGGAGGGACCAAAAUUGUCGAUGACAAGAAGGUCAGCUUUUCACAGGGUACCGCGGACCAUGUCAGCUUAUCGUCCUCAUCUUCGUCUUCAAUACCUGAACUCAUGGACAGCGGAGUAAACUUGGAGUCAAACGAAGACGCCAAGCCGGACAGCAAGAAGAAGUUCAAGUUUAAGUUCCCUAAGAAACAGCUGGCUGCACUGACCCAGGCAAUUCGCAGUGGUACCAAGUCAGGCAAGAAGACUCUACAGGUUGUUGUGUAUGAAGAUGAGGAGGAAUCAGAUGGCACUGUCAGGCAGCACAAAGAAGCAAAGAGAUUUGAGAUUGCGCGUUCAAAGUCCACAGCAGACACACCCAAGGUAGCGAGUUCAGCUGUGCAGAAGAGGCAAAACUCGGACUCCCACGGCAGGACAGACGAGAUCCGGAAGAACACCUACAAGACACUGGACAGUCUAGAGCAGACCAUCAAACAACUGGAGACCACUAUUAGUGAGAUGGGACCACGCUCCCCUGAGGAGCCAGUCUCUAAAGAGGAGGCUAAAGCAGGGAAUGGGAAAAGCUCAGAUGGAGGAGGACUACAGAGAUCUUCCUCUCUCCCUACCUCCAGAGGGUCAGGCCCUAGGGCACCCAGCAAAAAACCAUUGCAGCAGAAGACUAAACCUCAGCUCCUUCCUCGCCCUGUAGUCAUUCCUACUACUAUCACUGCCACCGCUCCAACCACCACUGUGCCCAGUGCCCCCAGCACCGUACAACAGAACACCAGUGUCGCUUCCCCUACUAGUCGGAUGCCCGUCCCUUUGACUGCGAAGUCCAGGCAGUCGCCGGGUACUACUGACAAAGCAGGAAAACAGCAAAAACUGCAGGACGCUCAGAGGCAGUUCCGACAGGCUAACGGAAGUGCUAAAAGAGUGGGAGGGGAUCAUAAAACUACUUCCCCUACUGUACCCAUCUCUAAAAUCCCUGCUUUUUAUCCUAGCUCUACUAAAGGCAGUUCCCAGUCUGCACAAAACUCAGAUACUACUAAUCCCAUUAAUCCUUCCUCUUCUUCCUCCUCCUCUUCCUCCUCCUCCUCCUCCUCCUCCUCUUUGACAAAGUCCUCCAUCCUGUCCUCUCACACUCCCCGUUCCAGUACCCUGCCCUCCUCCCACAUCCCCUCCUUGUCUAAUGGAUCCCUCAAACUCCCCACGCCCUCACAGCACACAGGUAAAGCUCUCUCGUUCUCCUCACAGACUCAGAAUGGCCGAGUGCACUCCUCCUCCUCUUCAUUCUCCUCCUCAUCCUCCUCCUCCUCCCCCUCCCCUCUGUCGCCCACACCUUUGGGCCCAGGUGGAAAGAGCAUCCGCACCAUACACACCCCCAGCUUCACCAGCUACAGGUCCCACAACGGCAGCAGCGGCAAAUCCUGCAUCCCAACAGCUACAUCAGCUAAGGACACUUAGCCCCAUUGUCGCCCCUCUGGUUUUACUGCAUAGCAGGUAGACAUGGUCAUGUUUUAUUUUAGAUAGUUGUGGUUUGUUGUUAUUUUCCUAUUUUUUGAAACUUUUUUGUAAAAGUAUUAAGUGAUGCACUCCCGAAAUUCAUGUUUCAUUUGACACUGGCAUUCUCAUACCGAUGCUUUUAUCUCCUUUGAGUUGCAUUUUGGAUCAUGCUUACUUGGACUUUGAUUCUCUCUUGAAGAUGCUCUUUCAAAAGAUAUUACAAUGGAACUAAAAAAAACAACUUUUUCCACUCUGUAGUUGAAGUGGAAGGUUUUUGUGGUGUUGAGAAUCUAUUUUUCUUGCUGUAGCUAUGAAUAGGGAAUAUCCAGUUGACGUACAAUCACGAAGUACCAUGUAAAAAUUGUGUUUUAUUUUUCAAACCAGAGAUUGAAUAACCAUAGUAUAUUUAAUGUCUAUAUUUCUUGUGUUGCCAGACAUUCGGCAGUCUUGUAAAUGCCUUUUAAGAAUGUAUACGAAAUGUAUACAAACAUUCUAGUCAAACUCAUUAUGAACGUCUGUUUUCUGAGAGUAUUUUCUUAUUUUCUCUGCCAAUUUCUUUUACAGAUAUAUAUAUACACAACUGGUAUCAACUUUUCAUUUUUGUGUGCCUCUCUGCCAAAGUUGUACAAUAACUCACUUCAAGCCUAGCCCAGUCACAAGAUUUAGGGGAAUUUACAUGCACUCUCUUGGUUGAAGUGUUGACCUGCUGGUCUUGGUUUGUUAACUUAACAUGUAUUGUUGUCUAAAUGUAAACUGUACUAAAAGCAAAGUAAUGAAUCCAUUCUCCCAUGUGUACAUAUGCUUCUACUAAGGAAAUAAGUAGUUUUGUUAACAUACCAAAGUUUAUUUGUAUGCAUGCCUUUCAAAUACUUUAGGAGAGUGGUGUAAAAGAAGAAUAAUGUUUGCACAGAUAGAUUUUGUAAAUAUUUGGUUUUCUCCUCCUUUUUUGUAAAGCUUUAAAUCAUACUAUAAGAGCAAUGUGGUAAAGAUAAAAAACUGUGUUGGAGUAGGAAAAAUAAAGAAUUGCAUGCUUGUAA
Molecule: messenger RNA, 7717 nt
Organism: Scophthalmus maximus (turbot)
Lineage: Eukaryota; Metazoa; Chordata; Actinopteri; Pleuronectiformes; Scophthalmidae
Product: sickle tail protein homolog
Exons: 21
Coding region: 300-6641 (2113 amino acids)
Cellular component (GO): cytoplasm
Source: RefSeq, a predicted model, not a curated record